GCAGGAGAUAAGAUAGGUUCAUACAUAAAACCCACCCCAGCAUCACACCUCUGCUGGGAGUCCACACACGAUCAUUCAGAACAUGGCGAGUAAGAAGGCCUCCAAUAAGAGACAGAGGGGAGGACAGAAGUCCUGCUCCAAUGUCUUCUCCAUGUUCGAGCAGAGCCAGAUUCAGGAGUUUAAGGAGGCCUUUGGUUGUAUCGACCAGGACAGGGACGGUGUUAUCAAAAAACAAGACUUGAAGCAGACGUAUGCACAGCUGGGGAAACUUAAUGUCAAUGACGAGGAGUUGGAUGAGAUGCUGAACGAGGGGAAAGGGCCCAUUAACUUCACUGUGUUCCUGUCUCUGUUUGGAGAGAAACUCAAUGGUACCGAUCCUGAGGACACCAUACUUGCUGCCUUCAAACUAUUUGAUCCCAAUGGCACAGGCUUUGUCAACAAGGAUGAGUAA
Paralichthys olivaceus (Japanese flounder) is the source of this 451-nucleotide messenger RNA. Lineage: Eukaryota; Metazoa; Chordata; Actinopteri; Pleuronectiformes; Paralichthyidae. The record is from RefSeq and is a predicted model, not a curated record.